This is a messenger RNA of Aureobasidium uvarum, 2822 nucleotides long. NCBI's taxonomy places the organism in Eukaryota, Fungi, Ascomycota, Dothideomycetes, Dothideales, Saccotheciaceae. The record is from the annotation of a GenBank genome assembly.
UCAUGGAUCAGGAUCCAAACCCGCACGUCGUCCAGGACACCGACAUGUCCAUGUGGGACGACCCUUCCUUUUCCAAUCUCUACGACAACCUGGGCGCCGCCGCCGAGUCGCCCUUCGAUGGCGCUCGCCUGUUCGACAUGUCGGCCGCGACCGUGCAAGCCGACAGCCCCAGCUACCACAUCAAGACCGACGACGGCCAGCACGCCCACUCACACCAACAGUAUAACUCGCGAUCGCUAGUCUCGUCGCNNGCUCAGCCGAGAGCUCGUCGCAAGACUCGUCUUCCGAGACGAGUGGCAGAAAAGCGCAAGAACACUUCGGCCACUUCCGAGUCUCCGCCAGGAAACUUUGAGGCUAUCAAGCUCGAACAACAACAGCCCAUGAUGCACUCUCAUGCCGGCAGCACUACUAACAUGGCCUCGCUGCACUCUCUACACAAUCUUUCUCUAGAACAAGACUUUGCCAACCACUUUGGCAGCGCUGCAAGUAGUCCUGGCGGCCAGCCUAUGGACAUGGUUGACCGUAACUAUUCUCAUCACAUGCACAUCAAGCCCGAACCACCGCCGUCUAACUUCUUCUUUGGUUCGAGUACCGCAUCGCCGGCUUCGGUCAAGGCAUCACAAACGCAAGAGGCCUCGCCCAACGCCAUGUUCAACAACCCCACACCUUCCUCGGAAGGAAAUGACAUGUUCAACGCAAACCAGAUGUGGAACAACUCGGCACAAAACCAAAACCCUGCGUGGAACAAUGACUAUGCUCAUGCCUUCGCAUCGCCCGGCGCUCUCGCCAUGACGCCUUCACCCGUGAUGAACGCUCCCAGGCCGGCAGUAUCCAAGCCUCCUACAGCCCAGGGUGACCGCAUCCCUCUGCACGUCGCACCCAUCCCAGCAAAAUCUCGAGUCGAGACACAAAUCAACAUUCGCUUGACUAUGGAUUAUCUGCCGCCGCGCGUCAAGAUGCUGCAUCUGCCAACUCAUACUAUUGCAAAGGCCAAACUGCUAGCCAAGGAAGUCCAUCUGGCCGAAGACACACUCGAGCUACACACCAUGCUUGUAUGCACCAGUGCCAUGAACCAACCUCACCUCCGUGAGAAAGCCAUGAAUCAAGCAGCGCAGCAGGACAAUGCUCAGAUCCAGGUACGAGGCCAGAAUGCGGGGAAGAAGGCAGGCGAAGAGGAAGUGGACGAGAACGACAAGCCGGCCAAUGGCGGAGAAGUGCGUAUCUGCAGUAAUUGCAUUAACCGUGAGCGCAAGAGAGCUGCACGCAAGAAGCUAAAGAAGGAGGAAGAGCAAGCACAUUGGGAGAAGUAUGAGACGGAGCGCGUCAUUGUCUUCAACACCAAUGAGUACAAACCAUGGCAAGACUGGCAGCAGUCGCCAGCGCCCAAGGACAACAGCGUCACAUCCUCUGAUUACUUCCGCCCACCAGAGACUGCGAUGCAGGUUGUGGCUCCCAUGCGCAUUGCAUGCUACUGCCGCCACCAGAACGAGAAGGAUGGUUUCCAGGUCAUCUUUACCAUCAAGGACUACCAAGGCAAUGUCGUGGCCCAAGACAUAUCUGACUCGAUCCUGAUCACCGACGACCACAAGACGCACCCCAUGUCGAGCGUGCCUGGCCAGGUAUGGUACGACGGCCAAUUCCCGGCUCAGGCUCCCUUUACCUCGCAUUCGAUGGUUGACUUGCACUCUCACAUGCCUGCAAUGUCUGUCUCUAAAUCGACGGGAAACCUGCAAAGCCUUGGUUACGGUGGCCAACAGUUCCAUCAGCCUAACAACAUGCAUAUGCAAGGAUUCNCCCCUUCACAAGCCACUACUCCCGGAACAAUGACACCACGCAAUCUGUCCCGUCCUGGCUCACCUACCAGCGCAGGUCAAGCAGGCCCCAGCAAGAAACGCAAAUCAUCAUCUGCCCAUCGAAGAAUCCCUAGUACGCUUACCAUGACCAAGAUGGAGGCGAACCAGCAGAUGGCUCAACCCACCGCUCAGGCGCCCUUUUCGCCUACCAAUGCCGGCUUUAUCGGUAGCAAUAACGAUCCGUCUUAUAUCACCAUGCCGCACUCGGCAUCGCGUGCCCACUUCCACACAGGUCCAUCAACUCCUAUUGAAACCACCACAUUCCCAUUCUCUGCUCUGAACCGAACAAACAGCAUGGACGGCGCUGCAUAUCAAGCGUUCUACUCUGCCCCAAGUUCAGCUCACCAGAGCCGAGCGCCAAGUCCUGUAUUGGUCGGGCCCAACUUGGCCGCUUUCCAAAGACAACAAGCGCAUGGCGGAGCGAACGCUAUGCCAAAUCGCCAAAACCCAUUCGCCAUGUCAAACCCAUCUAUGACUAAUGCCAUGGCCGAGCCAGAUCGGCCUGGUCCCAUCAUCAACAAGGUGACACCGUCCGAAGGCCCGCCAUCUGGUGGUAUUGAGGUCUCGGUGUACGGCAGCGGCUUCACACCUGGCAUGGAGGUCAUGUUCGGCGACCAGGUUGCUACGGCUACCACUUUCUGGGGCGAGAAGGCUCUUUGUUGCGUUCUACCUCCAGGCCAGAACGGGAUCGUGCCAGUGGCAAUCGCACCGUCACCCAUGCGACAGUACACAGCGCCCCCACCAGGGCAAACACAAGUCUUCAACUAUGUAGGAAAGACUUCAGAAGUGCAGAUGAUGGAGAUGGCUCUUCGAUUCUACAGCCAGAAAGAGACAGGCCGCGCAGAUCAAUGGCAAGCACUGGCACAAGGUGCUGCCAGCGCCUGGAUGUCACAGGGUUCUGCUGCAUCAGGUCUUCAGACGGCACAAGGAGCACCUUUUGAGGGCUCUAUCGCAGAUAUGCGAUAUGCG